AUGGACGCUUUUGAAGCUCGUCUGCAAUUUUUGCAGGUCAUCAAAAACCUUCACAAGACGCUCAAUGUCUCAAAAGAUAAUUCCCCGCUGUCUAGCGGAGGCCAGCAGCAAAACGAUCCACUUGCAUUUUACUUACGACAUUACGAACACCACUAUGAGGACUUCCAACAGUGCAUGCUCGAUUCAGCGGCAAAAAUGGACUCUCUGGAUAGACUGAACGUCCUGAUUUACUGGAGUAGACUGAUCUCGAUGCUUUGGUCUCGAUGCAUGAGAGACGUUGAUGGCCAAUUGAACAACACUGGGAAGGUCAUAUAUGGCCAUCUUUUAGGACAGCUCGACGAAAUGGUGGCCCUUGCAUUACCUGGAAACGAUUGGAAAGCAUUGACGAAUCUAAGCGUAUGCGUGGAUAUUGUGAUACAUUUAAAUCGACUGUGCGAGGUUUUGAACCCCGCUGCUGACGAAGAACUUCUUAAACAACCUUACAAACAGCUUCUGAGUGACGACAUUACGUCUCCCUUGGAACUGCCGUGGCUCCAGGCCAUCAAAACGGAUCAGCACGACUACAAACAGGCGAUGAGAAACUGCUACCAGCUGCUGGUGGACAGAGCCAGACACGCUGCAGCAAUGCAAGAGCUGUAUCGUCUUGAAGGCAUAUGUACAGUGACAGAGGCUGUAAACAGCAAUACAGUGCUGCAUAGAAUGGAAAACGAUCGCGAAAGGCACAAAAAAUCCAAGGAACAUCUUUGGUUCACCGAUAGAAACUUCAUCUUAGACGUCCGGGAGUUUGAUUCUCUGUGGGACUCAUGCAGGGGUAUGACCAGAAACGACUACACUAAUCUGCGUGAGCUUAAAAAGAUCGCUCACAACAGCUACAUGUAUAACUAA
Messenger RNA from Lachancea sp. 'fantastica', 885 nucleotides. The record is from the annotation of a GenBank genome assembly. NCBI's taxonomy places the organism in Eukaryota, Fungi, Ascomycota, Saccharomycetes, Saccharomycetales, Saccharomycetaceae.